Lutra lutra (Eurasian river otter) is the source of this 2178-nucleotide messenger RNA. RefSeq names its product monoacylglycerol O-acyltransferase 2 (gene MOGAT2). Gene Ontology annotation, cellular component: endoplasmic reticulum membrane. Gene Ontology annotation, biological process: diacylglycerol biosynthetic process; triglyceride biosynthetic process. Lineage: Eukaryota; Metazoa; Chordata; Mammalia; Carnivora; Mustelidae. Gene Ontology annotation, molecular function: 2-acylglycerol O-acyltransferase activity; diacylglycerol O-acyltransferase activity. Bases 64 to 1068 code for a protein of 334 amino acids. The transcript is spliced from 6 exons. The record is from RefSeq and is a predicted model, not a curated record.
CAGUUGGUGUCGCGCACCACAGACACGCUUGGAUAAGCCGCUGGAGUCAUUAGAGGAGCCAUCAUGGUGAAGUUUGCACCGCUGUUCAUGCCGUGGGAGCGCAGGCUGCAGACCUUCAUGGUCCUGCAGUGGGUCUUCUCCUUCCUGGCCCUGGCCCAGAUCUGCAUUGUGGUCUUCAUAGGCCUCCUGUUCACAAGAUUCUGGUUAGUCAGUGUCCUGUAUGCGACCUGGUGGUACCUGGACUGGGACAAGCCAUUGCAAGGGGGCAGGCCCAUCCAAGCCCUAAGGCGCUGCUUCCUGUGGAAGUACAUGAGGGACUAUUUCCCCAUCUCGCUGGUCAAGACUGCUGAGUUGGACCCCUCCCGGAACUACCUUGCGGGCUUCCACCCCCACGGGGUCCUGGCGGCCGGAGCCUUUGUCAACCUGUGCACGGACAGCACGGGCUUCCCUUCACUCUUCCCGGGCAUCCACCCCCAUCUGAUGAUGCUGACCCUGUGGUUCCGGGCCCCUUUCUUCAGGGAUUACAUCAUGUCGGGGGGGCUGGUUACGUCGGACAAGGAGAGCGCUGCUCACAUUCUGAACAGGAAGGAAGGUGGCAAUCUGCUGGCCAUCAUUGUAGGGGGUGCCCAGGAGGCCCUGAACGCCAGGCCGGGAGCCUUCACACUGUUGCUCCGGAACCGCAAGGGCUUCGUCAGGCUCGCCUUGAUGCAUGGGGCAGCUCUGGUGCCAAUCUUCUCUUUCGGGGAGAAUGAACUCUUUGACCAGGUUGAGAACUCCCCUGGCUCCUGGUUGCGCUGGAUCCAGAACCGGCUGCAGAAGAUCAUGGGCAUCUCCCUCCCGCUCUUCCAUGGCCGUGGUGUCUUCCAAUACAGCUUUGGUCUCAUACCCUACCGCCAGCCCAUCACCACUGUGGUGGGAAAGCCCAUUGAGGUGCAGAAGACACCGUACCCCUCGCAGGAGGAGGUGGACAAGCUGCACCAGCGCUAUAUCAGGGAGCUGUGUGACCUCUUCGAAGCCCACAAGCUGAAGUACAACAUCCCUGCGGACCAACACUUGGAGUUCUGCUGAGCGCCUCCCCAGAGGGCAGGAUUGGCAUUAGGGAGCCCAGUGGAAGGUGCUAUGAUCUAAGAAGGCUUCCUGGAGACAUCUAUUGAACAUACCUUCACAGCCUUCCCAGACCUCUGCAAAUCCAACCACACCAGGCCCCAAGUCCCAGCCAGUGAGCGGGAGGGGACACCCAGCUCUGGCGUUGGUGAUUUUCACCCCUGCUGCGAAACCCCUGCCAGCCUCCCUCUCCUUGGCCUGCUCCUCUGUGAAUGGAGAGACUGCUGGAAGAGAGGGAUUUCUGAGGUCUCGGUCCCCUGUUGUCAUGUUACUCCAGGGACAGAGAAAGAGAGGGGCCACUGUCACCUGGUUUUUCUUCCUUGACCUUGUGUAAUGGCACAAAAGAAGCGUCUGCUCCAGCCCCAUCUCCUACAAGCUCCCUCAUCCCGCACCCUGGAUGUCUCCGCCCCUCCCUCCCUGUGCCAGAGAGGAGGGGUGGCCUUGCAGUCUCUGUGCUCAUGCUAAGUACCUGUGCAUUUCUGGGUCCUCCGAGCUGUAGACUAGCAGCCACAGGGGCUGGAAAGGUGGAGGAGGAGAACUGUGCUCUGUCACUGCUGUAUGGUGCUGGGCAGCCCUCUUCGCCCUCCUUCUGAGCCUCAGUUUCCCUGACUGACUAAGAUGAACCCUGAGCCUCAGCUCUGACAUUACAGAGGUGGAGAGCUCAUCCAUUGUAAUUUCAGCCCUGACCUUGGCACAGAAAGGUGGGGGGAGGGUCUCCAUAAACAUCAGUUCAACAAAUGAAAGGAUUUUGUUUUAGCCGCCUUCUGUUCCUCCUGAUUCCUCAACAAAGAGGGCUCAUCAAAGCCUCUCUUUGGACCCCCACCCUGGCCCUGUGGCCCUACAGCCACACCUCUACUUCCCAGAAGGUGGGUCGGACAGGACCAGAGAACACCAUGUUGACUCAUCCUUCCUGAUCCGUCAGUCCCAACCUUACCAGCCCUGGUCCUGAUCUGCUGGGCAAGGAAGUUGAGAGACUGUGUUAAGACGCAGGGAAGACCGACACAGAGAAGGAAGACCAGCCGCCGGGAGUGUAUGUUUCUGUGUGUCUGCAGGGUGGGUGACAUGGGGACAGAU